AUGGCCACCCGUCUCACAUCUAAACGCUUCUUCUCAACCACGCGCACCAUGUCCAUGCCACGCAAAUUCGACUUUCUCGUCAUUCUACCUGACAAGGCUGAUGCACUCCCGCGACGUCUCGAGGCUCGUCCCUCGCACAUGAAAGGCAUGGUCCCGCAUGUCAAGGAUGGAAGUUGGAAGCUAGGCGGUUCGUUACGGAUUGCCCCCCCUCCCAGCCGAGAGGAAAAUAGAGAUAAAGCUAACGCGAGAGAGACUGAAAUAGGCGCCCUGCUGAAAAGUGUUCCAAAGGACGAUGACCCCUCCAGCCUCGAUUUCCUGGGCAGUGCCCUGGUUGUCAACGCAGAGUCCAAGGAGGAGAUCCUUGAGAUGCUUCGGAACGAUGUGUAUGCUAAGGCUGACGUGUGGGAUUUCGAAAAGGUCCAAAUUUACCCUUUUAAAUCGGCUUGGAAGACUACGUCUACCAUCUAG
Geosmithia morbida is the source of this 468-nucleotide messenger RNA. RefSeq lists its product as uncharacterized. The coding region runs from base 1 to 468 and encodes 155 amino acids. Lineage: Eukaryota; Fungi; Ascomycota; Sordariomycetes; Hypocreales; Bionectriaceae. The record is from RefSeq and is a predicted model, not a curated record. The transcript is spliced from 3 exons.